Molecule: messenger RNA, 3628 nt
Organism: Electrophorus electricus (electric eel)
Lineage: Eukaryota; Metazoa; Chordata; Actinopteri; Gymnotiformes; Gymnotidae
Gene: ppp3ca
Product: protein phosphatase 3, catalytic subunit, alpha isozyme
Biological process (GO): calcineurin-mediated signaling
Molecular function (GO): calmodulin-dependent protein phosphatase activity
Source: RefSeq, a predicted model, not a curated record
GCGCAGUCACACCAUCCACUCAGCAGCAUCCACCCUCUCUAGGUAGCGGCAGUCGUUCCCAGCACCGGCGGUGAGACACGGAGAGACGCGUCCGAGUGAUGCCACUGCACCAACCGCGUCCCGCAACCGCGAAAACACACCGAAUAUAAAGCGUUUCUUCUGCGUGGAGGGAUAAAACCGUUCGCCUUGAGACAUCAACUGCCCAUGAAGAUGUCUAACGUUGACAUGGUCUUGAACGCCACCGAUCGGGUAGUGAAAUCUGUGCCCUUUCCACUGAGCCAUAGGCUCACCAUGAAAGAGGUGUUCGACUGCGAGGGCAAGCCACGCGUGGACCUGCUCAAGGCCCACCUCACCAAAGAGGGCCGGGUGGAGGAAACCGUGGCCCUGCGCAUCAUCAACGAGGGCGCAGCCAUCCUACGGCAGGAGAAGACCAUGCUGGACAUCGAGGCACCUGUCACAGUGUGUGGGGACAUCCAUGGGCAGUUCUUUGACCUGAUGAAGCUCUUUGAGGUGGGAGGGUCACCUGCCACAACGCGAUACCUUUUCCUGGGGGACUAUGUGGACCGGGGCUAUUUCAGUAUCGAGUGUGUUUUGUACCUUUGGUCACUGAAAAUCCUCUAUCCAAAGACGCUAUUUUUACUGAGAGGAAAUCACGAAUGUAGACAUUUGACAGAAUAUUUCACCUUCAAACAAGAAUGUAAAAUCAAGUAUUCGGAGCAAGUAUAUGACUCUUGUAUGGAUGCAUUCGACUGCCUUCCCCUGGCUGCUCUCAUGAACCAGCAGUUUUUGUGUGUUCAUGGUGGCCUUUCGCCAGAAAUACACACCUUAGACGACAUAAAAAAGCUGGAUCGGUUCAAAGAGCCACCUGCGUUUGGGCCCAUGUGCGAUCUCCUGUGGUCAGACCCCCUAGAGGACUUUGGCAAUGAGAAGAGCCAGGAGUACUUCAGCCACAACACAGUCAGAGGUUGCUCCUAUUUCUACAGUUAUCCAGCUGUGUGUGAGUUCCUACAGAAUAAUAACUUGUUAUCAGUCAUCCGAGCACACGAAGCACAAGAUGCUGGAUACAGGAUGUACAGGAAGAGUCAGACCACUGGCUUUCCCUCCCUCAUCACCAUAUUCUCUGCACCAAACUACCUUGAUGUUUACAAUAACAAAGCCGCUGUCCUGAAGUAUGAGAAUAACGUGAUGAACAUUCGACAGUUUAACUGUUCCCCACAUCCCUACUGGCUGCCCAACUUCAUGGACGUGUUCACCUGGUCUCUGCCUUUCGUGGGAGAGAAAGUCACAGAGAUGCUGGUGAAUGUGCUGAGCAUCUGCUCCGAUGAUGAGCUUAUGAACGACGGAGACGAGAUCUUUGAUGCAAACGCAGCAGCAGCCCGGAAAGAGGUGAUUAGGAACAAAAUCCGUGCCAUUGGGAAGAUGGCCAAGAUGUUCUCUGUGCUCAGGGAAGAGAGUGAGAACGUGCUGACUCUAAAGGGGCUGACCCCGACCGGCAUGCUGCCCAGUGGAGUGCUGUCUGGAGGCAAACAGACUCUACAGAGUGCCACCAUUGAGGCCAUCGAAGCCAUCGAGACAGAAUCAAAGGACCGAGAAGCCAUCCGUGGCUUUUCUCCACAGCACAAGAUCAGCAGUUUCGAGGAGGCUAAAGGCCUAGACCGCAUCAAUGAGCGCAUGCCGCCUCGUAAAGAUGGGGUCAACCAUGUGGGCCACUCCAUGGGCAAAAUGAACAUGUCCGAGGCCAACGGCACCGAUGACAACAGCAACGUCCAGUGAUGCAGCGGCCACCUGCCUGCCCGCAACCGAGCCCAUGCUACUGCCUCGCCGUGGGGCAGGAUAUUGCCAAGCCCGUAAUUUAAGGCCUCCUGACGCCACCAUGACACAUAACUCCACGUACCGAUCCACCACUGCUGCAGCAUCCAAUUAGAGAAGCAAACUAUUCGAGUUCAAAUCUUUCCAGAAAGUGGGUGGGAGGCAGCGUCUAUUUGCUGCCAGUUUACUGUAUGCAGGUUCUGCCACAAUUUGGGUGCGCUGAACAGGGUAGGAAGUGUUGGGUUGGGUUGGGUUGUGUUUUUGCCCCAAGGGGUGGGGUGGGGAGAUGUUAGCCAAGGGCUGGAAGUGUCUUUAGCAGAGAGAAGGCAGUACCUAUGGCCACUCUGCCAACUCCUUACUGACUCCACCCAUGCACCAAUUAGGUGGAGUCUAAGAAUUAGAACUCUCUCUUUAGCCUCAUCCAUCGCAACUCAUCGGUGUGGGGUGACCAGCCAGUACCAAUGCCACGCACACAUUUUAAUAUUUUGAUUAAGAGUUUUCUUCAUGAGUCCAUCUUAUAAUGAAAUUAUCGCACUGUUUAACAUGUUUUGCUACUAGUAUUAAUGAAUACAAAAUUUGAAAUAACAAAAAUGAAAAGUUUGUAAGAAAGGACAUUUAAAAAGAAAAAUGUACAUUUUGUUACUUGCAAUGCAAUCUUACUGGAGUAUUUUUAUUUAUUGAUAUUUUUCCUUUCUUUUUUAGUUUCAUUUUAUGUUUCUUUGUUUGAUUGGUUGUUUUUUUGUUUUGUUUUGUUUUGUUUUUUUUGUUUUUUUUUGGGGGGGGGGGAUGCCAUAAAGGAGUGCCUAUGGGCUGUGGACUCAUUUACCCCAAACAUCUGUUUUGUGGAUAAGCACGAAGGAGAGAGGGCCACAGGGGGAGCUUGGGGUCGACCUUUUGCACCACCUACUUGAUUGUUUCUCACCUGCCUGUAACUUGAGAGAGAGAAUGCACAUAGUUAUGUUUCGCAAGUCAAAUAAAUCAAUAUAUAUAAAUAUAUAUAAAUAUAUGAUUAAUUAUAAUGAUGGACAAUAUUGAGGACAAUGAAUUUUUAACAGCAUCUAUGGUAUGGAACGCAUCAGUGCAUGCAAUUAAGUUCCUUAUUGAUAUGUGAAAUUAUAAUUGUGAUGUGUUUCAAUAUAGUAGAUUUGAAUUAUUUCCCUCUUCAGAUUAUAUUUGUAAAGUUCAACUUUGUUUUUUUUAUAUCUAUAUACAGUAUAUAUAUGAUUUUGUAAUCUUCUGUCCUUAAUUUAAUUUUUUCUUCCAUUUUUUUCAACAACAUUAUUUUGGUAUGGUUGAUUUUAUUUUUGUAUUGUUUUGCUGUACAGGCACUGGCUCUCUUUUUGAGGUGUGAAAACUUGUGUUUUUUCUGUUCAUUUGGUGUACAGAAGUUGUUCGAUAGUGUGAAUGAACAUAUUACUCAGUGAAAAGCAACAUUCAGGCUGCCAAAGCAUGAUCGCAUGGUUUAUUCAAAUAUAAACAAAUCAGACACAAUGAAAAUCCUGUGUCUCACUUUUAAAAGGAAAAAUAUAUUCUCAUUAUAAUUCUUGAUGAUAUUAUUAUUAUUAUUAUUAUUAUUAUUAUUCUUAAAAUGAAACUUAUGGUUCUUUUUUCCACUGUUUUCUGAUCCUUGUUUGGUCCAGAUGUGGUUUAUUUCAAAGAAGGAGUUUAAUGGAUUUUAACUUGUGACUAUUUUUUUCUUGUAAUUUUCUCUUGAGCUAAGUUUUCGCAUUUGACUUCCUAAAUGAUAACACACAUUGUAAGCAUGCCCUAUGGGACAAAUCACUUUUUUUACUCUUGAAUAAAAUAUGCAUGAAGUAUA